AUGCCUGCAGAGGGGGCCGAUGUGCUGCCAAUCAUGCCCUUCCAGAAGCAAGUCGACUACCCACUCUCCAGCAGCCUCGAGGGUCUUGAUGCCCCCGCAGCCCCCGUGGCAGCCAUGGCCUUCCCCCCACCACACCCCCAAUCCAGCGCAGCAUCGUGCCACCUGCCCUUUUUCCAGUUCCGGCUGCUGCUAGAGAGUAUGGACUGAUGGCAGCUGAGCGUCAUGCACGUGGGCCAGGUGGCGGCGGCCGUGGACGCGCUCACCCUGUAGGAAGACAUCAUGAACAUCACCUACAAGCUGGAGGACCAGAAGUGCCCACAUUGCCAGUCCCAGGUGGACCCGAUGCCGCUGAAGCUUCUUCGCCUGGAGCAGGUGACCAUCACCUUCCUGCAGCUCUCGCAGGAGUCCCUCACCACGCAGCUGCACAGCCUGGAGGAGCAGCCGUGCCUGAGCCAGGAGGACUGUGAGCAGAGCAGGAAACUCCUCACCAAGCAGGCUGAGAUCAAGUUACUGAAGGAAAAGUGUAAACACAGGAAAAAGAUGAUCUCCACCCAGCAGAUGAUGAUCAAGGCCAAAGCUAGCUAUUACCACUCCAAGCCUGGCAAUAACGGCAGCCAGCCUCGGUUUGCAGCUUGGCGUCUCGAGGAAUCUCCAAGACCAGUGCAGGUGGCAGCCAUCUGUGGAAUGCUUUGUGGGUCAUGCCAGGUUGCCCUGAGCAGGGUACAGGCUGCCGCUGAACUUGACCUGUUAGGAGGCCACUCCCAGGAGGGCUAG
Messenger RNA from Hipposideros armiger (great roundleaf bat), 774 nucleotides. Its product is annotated as zinc finger protein DZIP1-like. The transcript has 2 exons. Gene Ontology annotation, cellular component: ciliary basal body; cytoplasm. NCBI's taxonomy places the organism in Eukaryota, Metazoa, Chordata, Mammalia, Chiroptera, Hipposideridae. The record is from RefSeq and is a predicted model, not a curated record. Gene Ontology annotation, biological process: cilium assembly.